UUCCCUCGGACUCUGACCACGCCGGGGUUCCGCCACCUGGGGGACGAGGACUCGGCGCGUGUUCCCCGUCAAGUUUUACACCCCGAGAUAUCUCGAUACCGAGUCCGCGGCGCGUCCUGGACGCCGGCCGGCGUCGCGCGGAAUGACCUUGCGAAUCGCGCUCAUCCCGCCGUCUCUCUGCUUUCCGUUGCAGUGGUCUACCAGAAGCGGUUAAAGAAGGAACGGAGAGCGAGGAAACGGCUGCAGGAGCAGCUGGACCUGGAAGUCAAGAGGCGCACACAACUGGAGGAGGCGCUCAAAGCCACGGGAGCAUCCUCCGAGCAAGUCAGAGCGAUCACAGAGAACGUCACGGCGGAAGCGCGCACGAGUUCGGAGCCACCGGAGGCUAGCCCGGUGCACUCGCAGUCGCAGCAGCAGUCCUCGCAGCAGCAGCCGCCGCAGCAACCCCUUCAGCAGCAACAGGCAGCGGCUCAGCAGUACCGGGAGGCGCAAGUGCCGCGUCCUUCCCAGCAACCGUCGACACCGGAGAAACCCACAUGGGGAUACGGGCUGGAUCUCAUUGGCAGCCAGGCGUCGGCCUUCUGGCAAAACUACCAAGAAUCGCUGGUGCAGGAACUCGAGCUGGAGAGAAAAUCGCGGCAGCACCAAGCGGCCGAGAGGGACCAAGUCAAGUCUCCUCUUCAAGAAUCGCGGACGGGUUACUACAAGAACUCCGUACUGUUCACGAGCGCGACCUAGAAGAGGCCGGACGAGGGCAGGCGAGGGCACGCGGAGCGUGCAGCGAACAGCCGGAGCGAGUGAUCGAUCGGGCGAAGAGGGCGCGACUCGAAUGCGAGGAGCCGGACCUACACACAACGAGAAACGACGAGAAUCUGCGGAUUCAAGCAACUAUCGUCACGAGAGAUGAUGCUCGAUCGCACCCGGUAGAUGACGGGGGUGGAGGGACGCACGGAUCGGCCGACGAGGACGACUCUCGUAGCUCCGAGUGACGACUGGACUCGCGCGAGUGUCCGCGGGGACUCACACAGGUCGGCGAAUGACAAUGCGAAUGAAUGCGCGCGCGAAUGACGUGAAACAGAGAGAUAGAUAGAUAGAUAGAUAG
Messenger RNA from Harpegnathos saltator (Jerdon's jumping ant), 1102 nucleotides. RefSeq names its product dachshund family transcription factor (gene dac). Gene Ontology annotation, cellular component: transcription regulator complex; nucleus. The annotation marks the transcript as partial. The record is from RefSeq and is a predicted model, not a curated record. Gene Ontology annotation, molecular function: RNA polymerase II cis-regulatory region sequence-specific DNA binding; DNA-binding transcription factor activity, RNA polymerase II-specific. Gene Ontology annotation, biological process: regulation of transcription by RNA polymerase II. The transcript has 4 exons. NCBI's taxonomy places the organism in Eukaryota, Metazoa, Arthropoda, Insecta, Hymenoptera, Formicidae.